Molecule: messenger RNA, 1910 nt
Organism: Megalopta genalis
Lineage: Eukaryota; Metazoa; Arthropoda; Insecta; Hymenoptera; Halictidae
Product: ess-2 splicing factor homolog
Cellular component (GO): catalytic step 2 spliceosome
Source: RefSeq, a predicted model, not a curated record
UAAUAUUUGUCUACUUUCUACAUUGUCUUAGACACCACACUAUAAAGAGUUUUCGUACUGUGUUCAACGGAACGAUAUUCAACGUAUUAUAUAUUUGCAAGUACGGCGGUCAGGAUUUAUGGUGAUCUUACAAAGAUUUUCAGGCUAGUUCGUCGACUGCAAAAGUGAAUAGGACCUAACAAUGUAAUGUCGAUGGAGAAAAAGCAUUACAUUUAAAAAGGAUUCUACUGUACACAUAACCUCGCGUUCUUUAAAACGUUCCACAAUGAAUUCUCCAGGAUCUCAGGCUCUGGAGACAGCUAAAAAUAUGAAAGACAUGGCAAUAUUUAAAAAACCUUGUGGAGUUGCUAAACGACAUAAAAGGAUACAGCCAAAAAUUUUAGAUGAAGACACAUAUGUCAGAAAAAUGGGGGAAAUAAUCCAAAGAGAUUUCUUUCCUCAUCUGGAUAAGCUUCAAGCUCAGAAUCAGUAUUUAGACGCGUUGGAACAAAAUGAUGUAAAAAGAAUGAGAGAGCUCUAUGAAAAAUAUAGUUCUGGUCGUCCCACAACAGAGAGACCAGCCAGUCCUGCUACUUUCGAGACACCCAUGAAUAAAACUGAAUCCGAGGAUGAACAGUUGAAAUCUUUAAAAAUGCCUAAAAACGUUCCUGUUGUAGAUAACACAAAAGAAAAAGAAAAUGAGAAAGACAAAGAGGAAUGUAAGAGCGGAUUGGACUCGUAUUUGAGUACACAUACUAGCGAGGACAAUGCGAGUUUUGAAGAAAUGAUGGUAGAAGCGGAGAGGAGGCUGAAGCUGAAAUUUGCUUGGCUCUAUGAAGCAGAAAAGACAUCGAAAGCGUUGACCAAUGACAGAAUCAAAGACAUCUUGGCAAUAGAAAAUGGCGAUAAAAAGCCCAACCAAUUGGACAGUUGGAGUUAUAAAAACAAAAAUUAUAUCAUGUACGUUCCCGAUGGAGUUGAAUUAACUCCAGACGAAAGGGUCGAUUUGGCUAAGAAAAAGCAGGUCGUGGUACACGAAAAUACAAGGCUACGAACGAAUCCGUUCAACGAACAACAAAAUAAAGAAACCAUUAACGAAUUAGCGAAAAAUCAAUCGAAAGCCAACGAUGGAAAGAUUGGAGUAGACGGUAAGGAAAUCGUUAGGAACCCUACUCCCCGGGUGAACGGUUUCAGUUUCGUGGCAACUCCGAGUCCAAGACCUGGAGAAUGCGAAAGUCCUUUGAUGACAUGGGGUCAAAUAGAGGGUACACCAUUCAGAUUGGACGGUGGGGAUACUCCUUUAUUGCGAACAAGCCAAGGACCUUCGUUUCGAAUGGCAGAACCGCCGAAAAGGGAGCAACUAGCCCUACAGCUAGCAGAAAAAGCAGGAGAAAGGCACAGGGACAGAAAAACUAAAGCGCUGGAAGCAGCUAGGAGAUCGCUUGCGACACCAUCGCCGAGAUCGACCAUAGAUCGCUUGAGUACCAUGUCUCCGGCAGCCAGAAGAUUAGCUACGCAAAAACUUCGCAUCGCGAGUACACCAACCCCGCGAAGAACCCUGUCGUCGAGGACACCGUCGAUAGGCAUUAGAACACCGGGCACACCGAGAAUACACGCACCAUCGAAACCGGAAAAUCGUCUUGAAAUCGAAAACAACAGUACCCGAUCGCAAGAACCAGUUCUUACCGAUAAUCUGUUGAAUCUGCCGCUUCAGAGACAAAGAGCAGCCGAUUUCUUCAACAAAUAAAUUACAGGAGUAAUCAUCGAAUUAGUAUUCGACUACUGCGCGUUGUAUGCCGAUCUCUAUGUAAAUACUUUAUUGCAUUUCCGAAUGGUACGAAACCUAAGAACGAUAGGAACUUACUUCUUCAAUAUCGAAGAUUUGCAUUGUAAAAUAAUAUUUUAUAAUAAAAGAUUUUUCAAACGGAAAA